This is a messenger RNA of Closterium sp. NIES-67, 693 nucleotides long. NCBI's taxonomy places the organism in Eukaryota, Viridiplantae, Streptophyta, Zygnematophyceae, Desmidiales, Closteriaceae. The record is from the annotation of a GenBank genome assembly.
GCCCACUGCUAUUUUCGGGAUCCAGAUUCGAAUUUCUCUUCGAUCAUUUGAUUUGAACUCUGCAUUUCGACGCGUCUCUCGUCUCUCCUGACCUAGCAUCCCCGUCGUUGCCUUCCGUUCAAGCCAUGGCACCAGUCCUCUCGUUGGAGCUGUCGCAGGGCCAUGGCACCGUGCUGCUGGUGGCGGCGGCAACAGUGGUCCUCAACUUUUGGAUGAGCGCAGGCGUGAUGUCAGCACGCAAGAAGUACAAUGUCCAGUACCCGCUCCUGUACGCAUCUGAGUCCCACAAGAACGCCAAGGAGUUUAACUGCGUGCAGAGGGCCCAUCAGAACAGCCUUGAAGUUCUUCCGCUCUUCCUUGUGUUUCUCCUCACCAGCGGCGUUCCGUACCCCUGGACGUCCACUGUUCUUGGGGUCAUCUUCCUGCUCGGUCGCAUUGGCUACUUCCUUGGUUACUCCACUGGCAGGCCCGAGGCUCGCUACAAUGGCGGGUUCUGGAUGAUUGGAUUCCUUGGCCUUGUAGUUACGACCAUCGUGGUUGCCCUUCGAGCCCUUGGUCUCAUCCAAGGAUGAGUGGCGCAGGUUGCACUUAUAAAAUAUUGAUCUUUUUUUCUUACGAGAAAUAUGCGUAUAAAAUUACCUUAAAGAUAUGUGUUUUUUCGUGUGGAAUUGUAAUCUCUGUCCAGCUCGCAGC